ACAACCUACUAACAACAGCAACAGCCCAAGAUACCAGAAACAUUAUUCUGCCACUCACAUUUAUAAUUACGAUAUACCGGGGUCAACCAGGAGCCAAAGGGGCUUUGUUUACGCGAGUUCUGGGAGGAGGUUGACAGAGGAUCCGAGCAACAACAGAGAUGGAGCCACCUACAGGAGCGUCUUCUAUCUCAGUAACUGUUCGUGUGAGACCGUUCACGCUCAAGGAGGCUGCGCAACUCAAGAAAUGCGAUGAUGGAACAAUCUUUCUGGGCGAUGGGUCCCUCGCAGCAGCGCCCACUUCGAGAAUUACGAAUAAAGGCAUACACCCGGUGAUCAAAGUUGUGGACGAUAAAUGCCUUGUGUUCGAUCCACCCGAAGACAAUGGCAUGACGAAAUUCUCUCGGGGAAACCUCUUGAGCAUGGGAAAGCGAAGCAAGGAUCAGACCUUCGGAUUCGACCGAGUCUUUGACGAGAACACAACACAGGGCGACGUAUACGAAGCGACAACUCGAAGUCUUCUGGAUAGCGUGCUGGACGGAUACAAUGCCACUGUUUUCGCAUAUGGAGCCACCGGCUGUGGCAAGACCCAUACGAUUACCGGAACAGCUCAGCAGCCUGGCAUCAUUUUCUUGACAAUGCAAGAGUUGUUCGAGAAGAUUGCAGAGAGGAGCGACGAGAAGCAUACUGAGGUGUCCCUUUCAUACCUGGAGAUCUAUAACGAGACGAUCCGAGAUUUACUCGAGCCAGGUGGAAGUAAACAAGGAUUGAUGCUGAGAGAAGAUGCGAACCAAACUGUCUCCGUGGCUGCGUUAUCUAGCCACCACCCCAAAGACGUCCAGGAAGUCAUGGACAUGAUUGUUAAGGGAAACGAGUACCGCACAAUAUCACCAACAGAAGCUAACGCGACAUCAUCACGAUCACAUGCGGUUUUACAGAUCAAUGUGGCGCAAAAGGACAGGAACGCCGCCGUGAACGAGCCACAUACGAUGGCAACACUCAGCAUUAUCGAUCUUGCCGGCAGCGAGCGCGCUAGCGUGACGAAGAAUCGGGGAGACCGCCUUCUCGAAGGUGCGAACAUCAACAAAUCACUGCUAGCCUUGGGAAGCUGUAUCAACGCAUUGUGUGACCCCCGCAAGAAGAACCACGUCCCCUACAGAAAUUCAAAGCUCACUCGACUGCUUAAAUUCUCUCUCGGAGGCAACUGCAGGACGGUUAUGAUUGUUUGCGUCAGCCCCUCGAGUGCACAUUUCGACGAGACGCAGAAUACAUUGCGAUAUGCGAACAGAGCCAAGAACAUCCAAACGAAGGUCACGAGAAACGUUUAUAAUGUCAACCGUCAUGUGAAGGAUUUCGUAAUUAAGAUCGAUGAGCAAAUGGCUCUCAUUACUGAGCUCAGAGCCCAGCAAAAGAAUUAUGAAGAGGCGGCGUUUGUGAAAUUUAAGAAGCAGACCGAAAAGAGAGAUCACAUUGCGAAAGAAGGCAUCGCAAGAAUUCGCGCGGCAUACGAAUUGUCGGUUUCGGAGAGACAGGAAAAGUCAAAUAACAUGAAGAAGCUACACCAGAUCGAGCGCAGAAUCUCAAUCCUGUCAGCAUGGAUUGCUUCCUUCGACAGCAUUUGCGACAACAGAGACGAUGGCGUCAUGCCACCAAGCUUGACCUCAAUGAGGAAGACAGCUCAAGGAAUCUUGGUCGAGUUAGAGCAUAGCCGCCAGCAUUACCAUCAACGACAGCAGAAGAACAACUGGGAGCGCGCUAUUGAUUCCGCGGCGCAGAACAGUAUUCGCCAGCUGACGGAGGCUGAUGGCACAACAGAUGGAACAGAAGCCGCGAGUUUGGAACGCGAAGCGGAACUCCUCAAGGCCAACGCUGCACGCGAUGCGCUAUUGGAGGUUGUCGAGUUAGAGAAAUCCGGAGAUUUGGGCGUUAUGCAAGUGCUGCUCUCUGCCCAGUUCGACCUGAUCUCUUCUCUCGGUGACAUCCUAGCCAUGAGCCAGGAGGAUGCCGUCCGGCAUGCCAAGUCGGUUUUGACCAGGCUAUUCAACAGCUGCUCGACUGCAGCAUCGCACGUCAUCAAGCCCGAUGGAUCGCUCAAUGUUACCCAGGCCUUCCCACCAACGAAGCGUGGGACACCGAAGAAGAAGAAGCAAGUCAACUUGUUCGUAGAUGACGAAACUCAGAUCGCACCGCUAACAUUGGAGCCUCUACCCGCUCCAGUCCCAGACCAUGUGGCUCCCUCCCCCAUGCGAGGCUCGCCUAGACGUCGCAAGGUGCCAGGCAAGAAGGGCAUCUCCUUCACGCCGAACAAGAAGUCACUGAAGAAGCGCAGCGUGCGCUGGCGUGACGACGCCGACUCGGGCGCUCUCGCGGAGUUUGAAAAGACGCCUCAGAAGCUUCAAUUCACACCCGAGGCCUCCUCAGGGGAAGCGAGCUUUAUCCUGCCACCGCUGCCAUCGAACCUCGCUUCAGAACUGCUAGACGACUCGACAGAUUCCUCGCCCGUCCCCGAAGCGCCCCAGCCAAGCCUGGACAUCAAGCCCAAGAACAGCCGCUUCCAAGCCGGCUUCCUCUCGAAGCGACCCGACAACACAUCCCCCACCCAUCCAACCUCCACAUCCCCAUCCUUCUCCGACACCUCCCCACUCCGCUCCAUCGACCCCACCAAAGCCGGAAACCGUCUCUCGACAUCCGCUCCUCCCACCUCCGCGCUCGCUAACGAACUCACGCCGUCCUCGACGCCCGACUCGUCCGCGCUGACGUCAGACACGGAAAAUAUUUCGCACGCGGAUAGUGCCAAGAUCCGCGCUGCGCUGCGUCAGUCCCGCGGUAGUCACGCGCACAGCAUGUCCGAGAGCGCCCUGCGCACUGCGCGCCGCCGCAGUCCUACUGCCGCUUCUAUCGUGGGCGGGGGCAGUCCGCCUGCAGAAGCGCAUUUCUCGGCCGGGCAGGCGAGGAGGAUGGUUGGGUCUGGGAAGGAACCUGUGGUUGGGAGCGUGUUGAGUCCAAGGACGGCGCCGGUGAUUAAGAGUGCGUCCGGGGGGCCGGGGCCGAGGAGGACGACGAUUGCGAGUUCGGUGGGGGGAAUGAGUGCGGUGCAGGCUGUUAGGUUGGGGGCUGUGGGGACGCCGAGGCAGAGGGAGAGUGCGGUUGGGGUUGUGGGGAAGGGGGGGUGGAGGUGA
Messenger RNA from Pseudogymnoascus destructans, 3176 nucleotides. RefSeq names its product kinesin-like protein Klp5 (gene KLP5). The coding region runs from base 159 to 3176 and encodes 1005 amino acids. The record is from RefSeq and is a predicted model, not a curated record. The transcript is spliced from 4 exons. Gene Ontology annotation, molecular function: microtubule binding; ATP binding; microtubule motor activity. Lineage: Eukaryota; Fungi; Ascomycota; Leotiomycetes; Thelebolales; Thelebolaceae. Gene Ontology annotation, biological process: microtubule-based movement.